AUAAACCACAAAGAAACCCUAAGCUGCCAGCUCUUCUUUAACCUCCUGCUCGUUACUGUUUACUCCUCUUCUAGGGUUUUGUUUUUUCGUCAAUAUAUCUUUCUUCUUUAAACUCUCCGCCAUUGUCACAAAACCCAUGUAACAUUAGAUACAAUACUUUUUCUUUCUACCCAUUAACACCGUAACAUAUAAAAGAAUUUUAUUUUAAUUUUAAUUUUUUUUAAGUAUGAACAUGGAAGCGAGAGUUGGGGUGGUUGUUGAAGGAGGUCAAAGAGCCUUGAAUACUGCUCACGGAACUGUUGUCGAUGCCGGUGCCAGAAAAUUCUUGCAUUCGCAACAACAACAGCAGCAACCUCCCCAGAGCCUUAACUCGCCCAAACGGCCGUUUAAUCACCAGAAAUCGCAGAUUGGAACCGUACAGCAACUUCUUGCCGGUGGUAUUGCCGGUGCUUUUAGCAAGACCUGCACGGCGCCCCUCGCUCGUCUUACUAUUUUAUUACAGGUGCAAGGUAUGCACUCGGAUGUUGCAGCAUUGAGCAAGACUAGUAUAUGGCGUGAGGCUUCUCGUAUUGUUAAUGAAGAAGGGUUUAGAGCAUUUUGGAAGGGUAAUCUGGUGACCAUUGCGCACCGACUUCCAUACACUUCAGUCAAUUUCUAUGCUUAUGAACGUUACAAAAAUUUGUUGCAAUCAGUUAUGGGCUUGGAAGAUCAUAGGGGAAGUACAAGUGCUGAACUUUGUGUGCACUUUGUAGGUGGUGGGUUAUCAGGAAUUACUGCUGCAUCUGCUACAUAUCCACUGGAUCUUGUUAGGACACGCCUUGCAGCACAGAGACAAACGAUGUACUACAAAGGUAUUUGGCAUUCCUUCAAUACCAUUUGCAGAGAAGAAGGAUUUUUGGGCUUGUAUAAAGGACUUGGAGCAACACUAUUGGGUGUUGGACCUAGCAUAGCAAUAAGUUUUACUGUUUACGAGUCACUCAGAUCCUUCUGGCAGUCUCGAAGCCCCAAUGAUUCUACUGUCAUGGUCAGUCUUGCUUGUGGUAGUCUUUCAGGCAUUGCAUCAUCAACAGCGACAUUUCCUCUUGAUCUUGUGAGAAGAAGGAUGCAGUUGGAAGGGGCUGGUGGUCGAGCUCGUGUCUAUAAUACUGGGUUGUUUGGGACAUUUGGACACAUAAUCCGUUCUGAAGGCUUGCGAGGCUUGUAUAGAGGAAUUUUGCCAGAAUACUAUAAGGUGGUUCCAAGUGUUGGCAUAGUUUUCAUGACUUACGAGACAUUGAAGAUGCUUCUAUCAAGCAUCCCUACCAGUAAUUGAUUAUAGUCCGGUUUCCUAUAUACUGCCAUAAAUUUUUUCCAUGAGGUUAGUUAAUUGUUAGGCUUUCAACAUGAAAGAAGAAGAAAAACAAUCAGCUGGUUAAAGAUACGUCACGUAGCAGAGAUGUCCAUUAUGUGGGCAUUGGUUGAGAAUUUCCAUGGUGGUAAAUUUUGUCGUUGCCACUGCGAGGUAGCAUUUCUUUAUUCUGUUUUGUAUAGAUAGUGAAGCAUUGUGAGAGUCAUGUCAAUUGUAUUCACUUCCAACAUAUUGAAGUCUCAGGUGACCCUCUUUGGUAUUAGCAUUCAUUGUUGAUCAUGUCAACUUAAAAAGCUUUGUAACUUAAUUCAAUUACAAUGUUCGGAAGGUA
Pistacia vera is the source of this 1679-nucleotide messenger RNA. Its product is annotated as mitochondrial substrate carrier family protein B-like. The transcript is spliced from 7 exons. The record is from RefSeq and is a predicted model, not a curated record. The coding region runs from base 227 to 1312 and encodes 361 amino acids. Gene Ontology annotation, biological process: transmembrane transport. NCBI's taxonomy places the organism in Eukaryota, Viridiplantae, Streptophyta, Magnoliopsida, Sapindales, Anacardiaceae.